Messenger RNA from Caenorhabditis sp. 36 PRJEB53466, 440 nucleotides. Lineage: Eukaryota; Metazoa; Nematoda; Chromadorea; Rhabditida; Rhabditidae. The record is from the annotation of a GenBank genome assembly.
AUGUGCUUCUGCAACGACUCUCCGAUCGUCGUGCUUCUCCAAAACGUGCUCCACGCCGAUGACGCCAUCGACGUGCCCCUGAACCUCGCAUCCGGAAGCACCGACGGCCGCAAAGUGACGCGCCGGAAGUUCACAUUCCGCACGCACGGAAAGGACGACAGGUAAGCGUCGUCGAAUCGGAACACUUUGGAGCCCAAAUGGUAGCAUGUUUUCAGAAGUGCUUCGGAGCGUCGGAGUCACAUCCAAAUCUCGACUCCGUCGGACUUCAUGCACAUAGUGCACAUGGGACCGGCGCCCGUCAUGGAAUUGCAGCAGAAUUUCAUCGAUUUGCAUUCGAACCAUUCGCAUACCUCCUCGGAUAAGGUAACUCAAAAUGGUCCAACCUACGAUAGUAUUUAUCUUUACAGGACUCGCUGAACAGAUCUGUAAAUAACGACUAA